AUGGCUUCUUCUUCUUCAUCUUCAGCCACUCCUCAAUUGAAGAACUAUGAUGUCUUUCUUAGUUUCAGAGGCGAAGACACCCGCAUUUCUUUUACAAGCCAUAUCCAUGCGGCUUUGUGUCGCAAAGCAAUUAAAACUUUCAUUGAUAAUGAUCUGGAAAGAGGAGAUGAGAUUUCGACAUCUCUUUUGAAUACAAUUAAAGCAUCAAAGAUUUCUAUCAUCAUUUUCUCACAAAAUUAUGCGUCUUCAAGAUGGUGUCUCCAAGAACUUGAACAGAUUCUUGAUUGCAAGGAAACGAAGCAGCAGAUUGUAAUACCAAUUUUCUAUAAUGUAGACCCAGCUCAUGUAAGGAAUCAAACAGGGAGUUUUGGGGAGGGAUUUGCUGGACUUCAAGAGCGUUUUAAGGAAAAACCGGAGAUGCUGAAAGCGGAAAGAUGGAAGAGUGCGUUGAAUGAAGCAGCUAGUCUAUCUGGUUGGACUAUAGAUGCAAACACAAAUUUGAUUGGAAACCUUGACUUGAGGUUGGAAAGUCAAAUUAUCAUAAUAACAAGGGAUAAACAAGCGUUGAGCAUUUGUGGAGUAGAUGAUGCGUAUAUAUACAAGGUUAAGGAAUUAAGAGAGAAGGAAGCUCAUCAACUUUUUAAUCAGUACGCCUUUAGACAAUACUCUCCUAUUACAGAUUAUAUGGAGCUAUCAAAGAAAGCAGUAGCAUAUACCAAAGGUCUUCCGUUGGCUCUUAAAGUGUUGGGUUGCCAUUUGUGUUCUUGGAAAAAAGAAUUUUGGGAAAGUGUAAUAAAUGACCUAGAAAACAAUCCUCUUGAUGAAGAUAUUCUGAAGGAGAUUGAAGCAGUACGAAGCAUAAGCUUGGAUAUAUCUAAAAUAAGCAAUUCAAACUUCGAUUGGCGUGUUUUGUCAAAGAUGCCUAACCUCAGAUUCUUCAGAGUAUACAAUUCACAAGAUAAUCAAGAAAAUAAGUUGAAAGGUUUUCAACACCGUCAGUUCUUCUCCAAUGGCCUAAAAUUCUUCAUGACCUUAUUUGGAGUAUACAACUCACAAGAUGAUCACGAAAAUAUGUUGAAACGUUUACCUUCAAAGAGUCUUGUCAAACUUGAUAUACCAUUCAACAAAGUUAAACAUUGGAAUGGUGUUCAGGAACUUGAAAAUUUGAAAUAUGUUAAUCUCAAUCACUCUGAGCACAUGAAAGAGCUUCCAAAUCUCUCAAAAGCCUCAAAUCUUGAGAAAUUUAUUCUACAAGAUUGUAAAAGUUUGUUGAAGAUCACUCCCUCAUCUAUUCAAAAUCUCAAUAAGCUUGACAACUUGCGUCUAUGGCGUUGCUCAAGGCUUAUUAGUGUACCAGAUGGCAUUCAGUCAAAAACUAUUGACCUCUUUGGUUGCUCUAAUCUCAAGAUAGCUCCAAGGAUCUCAUCUGUGGUGCAAGAAUUAAUUUUAGAUGGAACUGCAAUAAAUGAAUUACCCUUCAUCGAACAUCCAUCUGAACUAGUUGCCUUGGUUCUUCCAGAAUCGCUUGAGAGUCUCUCGGGCAGCAUCUGUAAGUUGAAACUUCUCGAAUGGCUUCAAAUUAAGAAUUGCUCCAAACUGGAAAGAUUACCCGUUGACAUUGUAGAUUUGGAAGCUUCGGAGGAGCUUGAUACUUAUGGUAGAGUCUCAAAAGAAGAACCAUCAUCCAUCUUUCCAAAACAUGGUUGCUUAGACCUAAGUCGAAAUGAUGAACUGGCACCCUUGAAUUGGGUAUUGAAUUCUUCAUCAGGUUCGAGCUCUCGAGAUGUUGAUGAUCAACCGGCACUCUUGAAUCCUGUAUUGAAUACUCCUUUAUGGUCGAGCUCUAUGUCAGAGCUGGUUUUGGAGAACUGUCAACUCACCAAAUUACCUGACUGUCUUGGAGGAUUUUCCUUGCUAAAAAGGUUAGAGGUAUCUGGAAAUAAUUUUGAGAGCAUACCAGAAAACAUCAAAAAGCUUUCUAAGUUGGAACUCCUAAACAUAAGUAAUUGUCGGAGCCUUAAACUUUUGCCAGAGCUUCCAAUGGAUGUAAAUGUGAUAGCAUCCAACUGUUUAUCCUUGCAGUCAAUACCACAUCCAUCAUUUCUAUUGUUACCUCAUCGAACACCUCGGGAAUCUUGGGCAAAAUUUUGUGCUAAUAAUUUCCCUGCUGACAAGUGGUUGUGUGCGAAUAUGUGUUUCCCUGGAAAUGAAAUUCCUAAAGUUUUGGUUGAUGGUGAGGAGCGAAUUUAUGAGAAAUCCAUUACACCUUGGGAUCCUUAUGAGUUUUUAUAUCUAGAUCGCUGCAAAGGAUUUGAAUUGUCGUCAGACCAUGUAUUAUUCGAUUAUUUUCCUGCGAGGCGCGAGGAGUUUCUUGAGAUUGAUUGGGAUUCUCUUGAUGAGUGGGAGCGGGAUUAUUUUGAGAAGAAGAAUUGUAAAGUGCUCAUCAAAUUUGAUGCUGGAGAGAUAGACGUGAAAAGUCCAAUAAAACUCAAUGCGAAUGCCCGUUGUAACGAUGAAUCACAAUCUUAUGGACUUUCCCCCACACGUGAUUGGCAAUCUAGUGGCUUUAAUUCUUUGGAUUUGGAUGUGAAUCAAUGGCUUCAAGGUUUUCAUGAACCAAUGGUGAAUGAUGGCACAAUUAACAAAAGUGGCUUCCGUGAUGAUGAACAACAGUAG
This is a messenger RNA of Pistacia vera, 2676 nucleotides long. Its product is annotated as disease resistance-like protein DSC1. Lineage: Eukaryota; Viridiplantae; Streptophyta; Magnoliopsida; Sapindales; Anacardiaceae. Gene Ontology annotation, molecular function: ADP binding. Gene Ontology annotation, biological process: defense response; signal transduction. Bases 1 to 2676 code for a protein of 891 amino acids. The transcript is spliced from 7 exons. The record is from RefSeq and is a predicted model, not a curated record.